AUGGCAAUGCAACCGCCGCUUGCCAACGACAAGAAGAGAGUCAAGGUCUAUGAGCUGCGCGAUAAUGACUGGUUCGACAGAGGAACCGGCUUUUGUACCGGUCAGGUCAUCAAUGAUGAACCGCGCAUCUAUGUCGAGUCCGAGGACCAACCCGAUCGCAUGCUGUUGGAAACGCGCAUCGUUAAGGACGAUGGCUACCAGAAACAACAAGAUACCCUGAUCGUGUGGACAGAAACAAAUGGGACCGAUAUGGCCUUGAGUUUUCAGGAAGCGGAAGGAUGCGCGGUCAUCUGGGAUUUUGUACAUCAAGUUCAGCAACAGCUUAUGUCCCUUCCCGAUGAUGGCCUUUCGGACGAUGCGCUCGAGAACAUGACCUCCUCCUUCACCUUAAGCCUACCCGACUUGAACAAUCUGGACGAAAUAGAGCAGAACAUAAGACAUGCAAGUAUCACACAAGGCGGGCGCGAGGCUCUCGCAAAAUUUUUAAUUCGAGAGGAGUAUCUACUGAAGUUGAUACCGUUGGUCGAGAUUGCCGAGGACUUGGAAAACUUGCCAGACUUGCAUCGCCUUUGCAAUAUCAUGAAGGCUCUCAUCCUGAUGAAUGACAACUCGAUCAUUGAGUAUCUGGUUACCGACGAUGUCAUCCUAGGCGUCGUGGGCGCGCUCGAAUACGAUCCCGACUUUCCCACGCAUAAAGCCAAUCAUCGACAAUACCUGGCAGACGAGUCCAGGUACAAAGAGGUGGUCGAGAUCAAGGAUCAAAACAUCAAACGUAAAAUCAGGCAAACCUGGCGUCUCCAGUACCUGAAGGACGUUGUUCUGGCCAGAAUUCUCGAUGAUCCCACGUUCGGUGUCUUGAACUCCCUCAUUUUCUUCAAUCAAGUCGACAUCGUUCAGCAUCUUCAGAAUAAUACCCAGUUCUUAAAGGAACUCUUCGCCAUUUUCAGCCUCGAAAACACCGAUGUGAAGAGGAAGGAACAGGCUGUCCAUUUCCUACAGCAGUGCGCCGCAAUCGCCAAAACAUUACAGAUGCAGUCCAGGGCAAAUCUACUUAAUAAUUUCAUUGCCCAUGGACUUUUUGCUGUCAUUACUUUCGCCGUCAAGCACCCUGAGCCUUCAAUGAGAACCACCGGCAUAGACAUCCUGGUCGCGUUGCUCGACCAUGAUCCGAGUAUGAUGCGCGGGUACAUGCUCAAGGCCGUUCACGAAAAAAAAACCCCGCUCACAGAUACCUUGAUUGAGCUUCUGCACGCUGAGACGGAUCUGGGGGUUAAGAACCAGCUUGCCGACGCAAUCAAGAUCUUGUUGGAUCCUCAGCCACCCUCCAACGACCAAAUGGGAAAUCGACAAAACUCGGAAUUCAUGACAAAAUUGUCCCGGCCACAAAUUACACCAACGCAAGCUGCGAAUGAACAGUUCGCCCAAGAUAACUUCGAUCGAUCCUGUCGAAAGCUGUUUCAGCCUCUCAAGUCCUUAGAGUCCAGAGAUUCGCUACAGAAUUUCAGCUAUCAAGAGGUUUCUCUAUACUCUUACCUCAUUGAGAUACUCACCUUCUUCGUCCGACAGCAUUCAAUGCGAAGCAGACCAUUUGUCUUAUCUGAAAAUCUUGGCCCACGAGUUGCCCAGUUGCUCAAAGUCCCUCAAAAGCCUUUGAAGCUGACCGCUUUGAAGUUCUUCAGAACGACUGUGUCCCUACAGGAUGGCUUUUAUGCUGCCCAGGUCGUCAAGAGCGGAGCAUUCGACGCGAUACUAGACAUUGUGAUCGACACCAUGCCUAGAGACAACUUACUGAAUUCAGCUUGCCUAGAACUUUUCGAGUUCAUCCGGAAAGAAACCAUCAAACAGGUCAUUGUACAUCUUGGGCAGCAGUAUAGAGAAAAGCUGCAAAACAUCACAUAUGUCGAUACGUUUGAAAAUCUUUUGAUCAGGUUCGAGCAACUGACAACGGAACCUCCACCCGAACCCGAGCAUACCUUGUUCAGUCAAGAUGACGCGACACCACCAACGAAUCGAUCUCACCUAAAUGGAAGAUGGCAAGGUCUUGCGGACAUGGAUUCGAAUGAGGAAGACUAUUUCAACACCUCAGAUGACGAUGAGGAAGAGAGGGAGGAAGGCACAGAUCAUGAACAUGCCAAAGACGUAUCAGAAAGGAUGCAAUGGCAUCGGAGAAGGAUGAAGUCUGAGAUGAUGAACGGCAGCGCCUCUCCAAUCAGCAAACCACUUGUCGAUUAUCCGGACGAUGACGAAGAUGAAGCUAUGGAUUCCAAAGCCAUACCGUCUCAGGCACCACUCACACCAGACAGCAGUAAAGACGGCUCUUCUCCUGAAGCCAAAGCGGCCCCAGAGAAGACACUCCAACCAUCUCCAGACAUCAAGGCGGCCGGCGACUCGGACGUACAGGCACCACCGGAGCGAUUAGCUGAGAAGCGAAGAAGACAAGACGAUGACGAAGACGACGAACUAGGAAAACUGAGCGGAGGACCCAAACGCCGGAAUUCCUCUUCGAGCACUUCCAGUCUUGCGUCCCAUGGGUCCAUACGUCGGAAGAAAGGAUUCUUGAGAUCGAAACAGGCUGGUGAUGGUGCGACCCUUCCCAGUAGCAAUGCCGACACGGAGAAUCACAUCGAAGGCCGCAAACCGCGCAAGAUCGCUAUCAGUCUGACCAAUGCUUCAAAUAAGGCAGAAGAGAAUAAGAGCAAUACCAAUGUGGGCGGACCGAACAAAUCGCCUGCUGCGGCCAAGGAACAACAGUGA
This is a messenger RNA of Exophiala aquamarina CBS 119918, 2754 nucleotides long. RefSeq lists its product as uncharacterized. Gene Ontology annotation, cellular component: protein phosphatase 4 complex; nucleoplasm. The record is from RefSeq and is a predicted model, not a curated record. Lineage: Eukaryota; Fungi; Ascomycota; Eurotiomycetes; Chaetothyriales; Herpotrichiellaceae. Gene Ontology annotation, molecular function: protein phosphatase activator activity. Gene Ontology annotation, biological process: DNA damage response; protein dephosphorylation. Bases 1 to 2754 code for a protein of 917 amino acids. The transcript has 5 exons.